This is a messenger RNA of Lizanozyma spartinae, 2511 nucleotides long. It is a transcript of the gene PHO91, whose product is annotated as Pho91p. The record is from RefSeq and is a predicted model, not a curated record. The transcript has a single exon. NCBI's taxonomy places the organism in Eukaryota, Fungi, Ascomycota, Pichiomycetes, Serinales, Debaryomycetaceae. The coding region runs from base 1 to 2511 and encodes 836 amino acids. Gene Ontology annotation, biological process: polyphosphate metabolic process; phosphate ion transport; monoatomic anion transmembrane transport. Gene Ontology annotation, molecular function: phosphate transmembrane transporter activity. Gene Ontology annotation, cellular component: membrane.
AUGAAGUUUUCUCAUUCCUUACAGUUCAACGCUGUCCCGGAAUGGUCCUCCAAGUACAUAGCUUAUACUACUCUUAAGAAGCUUAUCUAUCAGCUUCAAAGAGAUUCCCUCCGAUUUAAAGGAGGGGAUUUAGAACUGGCUCACUUGAUUGAAAAUGAGCAUGCUUUGGAUGACUCCAAAGAUCCAAAAGGAGUGUUUAUAGCUGCUUUAGACGCAGAAUUGAAGAAAAUUGACACCUUUUAUCGUACUCAAGAGACUAUCAUAUUUAAAAAUGUGGAUGAGUUGGUAGUUGAUAUUGAGAACUUUGAAAAUGAGUUGCAAACACGUGGUUCCAUCGAUGAUGAUUUAAGAUUACCAAGAUCUGCAACCCAACCACUUCCUUCUCUGCAGCGUAAUCCCUUAACCACUACUGAUGGGGAAACUGAAGGUUUUGAAGAUGAAGAUGAAGACGAAGAUGAAGACGAUGGUGAAAUUUCUCCUUUCAAUUCCCGUCAAGAUGACGCUUUGUCGUCAGUUGGAGCACCACCAAAAGCGGGCCGUCGUAAAUCAGCUGCAUCUUUAUCUUCAUUGAGUCAGUCUAGAUCAAAAGUAGAUUCAAUGAUGAAAUCUCCCAAGACUCCCUUAACUUGGAAAAAUCCAUUGCCAGCUCAAUUACUCUUAUUAUCUGAAACAAGAGUUAUUUUGCGUAAACGGAUUAUUGGGCUCUAUACCACACUUUCAGAGUUGAAAUCUUUCAUAGAAUUGAACCAUACUGGGUUUAAGAAAGCAUUGAAGAAGUUUGAUAAGUCCUUGAAUACUUCAAUUAAAGAUGACUAUUUGAAUAAACUUCCUGAAGAAUCAUAUAUUUUCAAACCAGAAACUAUCAAGCGUGUUGAUGAUAACAUAGAGUCAUUGAUUCAAGUGUACGCUUUGAUUUGUAACCAUUCUGAUUUAGAACAAGCCAAACAAGAAUUAUCAAUCCAUUUACGUGAACAUGUGGUUUGGGAGCGUAAUACUGUUUGGAGAGAUAUGAUUGGUUUAGAACGGAAAGCAAACCGUGUCACACAAUCUGCUGCUAGUGAUUCUGAAAAAGGAAGAACUAAAAAGGUUGAAUUCAAGUUAUCGUUAAAAAACAACCCUACAUUAUACAAGUUGAUUGUCAUUACUGCCAUUACUCUUGCACUAUUGCAUUGGUCUCCAUUUGAUGAUGAACAACAAAAGAACUGUUUUGCAUUAUUAAUAUGUGCUUCAUUACUCUGGGCCACAGAGAGUCUUCCACUUUUUGUUACUUCCCUUUUAAUUCCCUUAUUGAUCCUUGUAUUCCAAGUUUUAAAGAAUCCUGAUGGUAGUCCGAUGGAAGCAGUUGAUGCUUCAAAGUACAUUUUGAGUACAAUGUGGAAUUCGGUUAUCUUACUUCUUUUAGGUGGGUUUACUCUUGCUGCCGCACUUUCCAAAUAUCAUAUUGCCAAGUUAUUGUCAACGUGGAUACUUUCAAAGGCAGGUACCAACCCUUCUAUUGUUCUUUUAACUAUUAUGGGUGUUGCAUUAUUUUCAUCAAUGUGGAUCUCAAAUGUGGCAGCCCCUGUUCUUUGUUUCUCAUUAAUUCAACCACUCUUAAGAACGUUACCCAAAACUUCAAACUUUUCAAAUGCUUUGAUUUUAGGAAUUGCACUUGCAUCAAAUAUAGGAGGUAUGGCUUCUCCAAUUGCUUCACCACAGAAUAUGAUUGCGAUUGGUGUCAUGGAUCCUGCUCCUUCUUGGGGUGAAUGGUUUGUUAUUGCAACCCCUGUGUGUCUUUUAUCAUUGCUAUUAAUUUGGGUUUUCUUAUUGAUUAGUUUUAACACCAAUUCCAGAAAUACCCAUUUGGUGCCAAUUCGGACUAUAGACGACAAGUUUACAGGUGUUCAAUGGUAUAUUGUUUUUGUUUCCAUCUUAACCAUUGUUCUUUGGUGUGUUGCUAGUAGAUUAGAAGGAAUUUUCGGAGAGAUGGGAAUUAUUGCAUUAAUUCCAUUAAUACUUUUCUUUGGUCCUGGAUUGUUAUCGACUGAAGAUUUCAAUAAUUACCCAUGGAACAUCGUUGUUUUAGCAAUGGGAGGUACUGCGUUAGGUAAGGCUGUUAGUUCUUCAGGCUUAUUAAACACCAUUGCCAUUUCCAUUCAAAAGCAAGUUCAAGACUUUUCUUUGUUUGGAGUUACUCUUACUUUUGGGCUAUUGAUUCUUGUCAUGGCGACAUUUGUUAGUCACACAGUGGCUGCCUUGAUCGUCUUACCUCUUGUGUCUGAAAUUGGUAACAAUUUAUCUCACCCACGUCCUCGUUUAUUGGUUAUGGUCAGCGCUUUGUUAUGCUCCGCUGCUAUGGGAUUACCCACUUCUGGGUUCCCCAACGUCAAUGCCAUCUGUAUGACUGAUGAAUUUGGUAAACCGUAUUUGACAGUCAGCACAUUUAUCACCAGAGGGGUUCCAAGUUCAGUUAUAGCUUAUUUGAUGAUUGUUACUGUUGGAUUUGGGAUUAUGAUGGUGAUUGGAUUUUAA